AUGACUGUCGUUGUUGCCCCACAACGUAGACAUUGGCUUGGAGAGGUCUUUUCCAAGUGCUCGGACAAGUCAUUCCCCCUUAUUCAUUUGCUGGAGAGGCAGUCAGAUGAAACCGAGACCUUCUACAGCCUGCUAAAGCACCAAGGUCGCUGGGCGACGUCGCAUGGUGGACCCACCAACAGGGACCCAGAAAACCGGUCUGCUACCGUCUGCGAACGAUUGGCUCAUGAUGAAAAGCGCUGUCCAACCAACUGUCUGGAGCUUAAGUGGUGUCUAGUCGAGGUCUGUGAGAACUGCCGAAGAAGAGUGAAACUCCAGGCAGCCGGUUCCACUUGA
Messenger RNA from Protopolystoma xenopodis, 336 nucleotides. The record is from the annotation of a GenBank genome assembly. Lineage: Eukaryota; Metazoa; Platyhelminthes; Monogenea; Polystomatidea; Polystomatidae.